AUGCCUACCCCACCUCUAGUGCAUGUGGACCCCACCAUGUCAGCUCCAUCUCAAACCCCCCACGGAGAGGCUGUACAGAUUGAGCAGAUACCGGCUGAGGACAUUGAGCCGGUGGAGGCUUUGCGGAGAUCGCGACGCCCGCGUGCGCAUGCUCCCGAUUGCGGGACCGGUGAUGGUAAGAUUAGACCUGUCAGGGCAUAUGGGCGGAAACGAAAACAUCAUUAAAUGCCUUAGUGUAUGCUUAUACUUCCUGCCUAUAGGUGACUGCAUAGUGACUGGAAUAAGCAUGCAAAAUGUUCUACUAAUUGGGGAGAAUCUUGGUGGCUGUGCAUCUAUUUCUGGAUCAUUGCUUGGGGAGAAUACUGGCUGUCAAUGUGUUUGUUGUCAAGAAAUUGAUAUUUUGGAGAAAACCCAUAAGGCGUAUUGUAUUUAUUGAUGUAUUAGGAAGUUUUUCUGCACUUGGAGUUUUGAUUGCAAUU
Messenger RNA from Quercus lobata, 479 nucleotides. RefSeq lists its product as uncharacterized. The record is from RefSeq and is a predicted model, not a curated record. The coding region runs from base 23 to 436 and encodes 137 amino acids. The transcript is spliced from 3 exons. Lineage: Eukaryota; Viridiplantae; Streptophyta; Magnoliopsida; Fagales; Fagaceae.